Molecule: messenger RNA, 327 nt
Organism: Triticum turgidum subsp. durum (durum wheat)
Lineage: Eukaryota; Viridiplantae; Streptophyta; Magnoliopsida; Poales; Poaceae
Source: the annotation of a GenBank genome assembly
AUGUCAGCGCGGGACCGGGAGACGAUCAAGGCGCUCGCGCGCGUCGUGGCCGCGCUUGACGGGGCGGUGCUCGGCCUCGGCACGGCGGCGCUCGCGGCCGUGUCCCUGGCCAAGUACCUUGUCGCAUCCGGGGCGCUCUGCCUCAUCGCCGAGGCGCCGGCCCUCGCGAUCCCCGACCUCCGCUACUCCCUCCUCGCGGGGCUCGGCAACGGCGAGUCGCGCCUCGCCGUCGUGCGGGGCCUCGUAUGCUCCCCACCCGGGGGCACGUUCCUCAUCCCCCUGGCCCCCGCGAGCACUGCAUCGUCACCAGGCACACCCAGACGGUGA